AGCGAUUUUCGUUUAAUCAUAGUUAGUGUUUGUGUAUUUUAUUUAGAAUCUAGAUCUUCUAAAUUUGAAUCUAUUUAUGUAAUUUCAGUUCUUAACAUUGGCAUAUCGCAAAGGAAAUUUUGAAAAUGUCUUUUAAAGCAUUACCAUUACUGUUUAUGAAUCUUGGUGGAGAAAUGAUUUACAUUUUAGAUCAACGAUUAAGCGCACAGAGCAUACCUAAUGAAAAAGCGAAAAAAGUACUGACAGACAUUGUUUCUACCAUGUUUAACAAAAAGUUUAUGGAUGAGAUUUUCAAGCCUCAGAAUUUAUACUCCAAGAAGGCUAUGAGAACAGUGUUUGAUAGAAUAGCUCAUGCAUCCAUUAUGAGAUUGAAUGCAGCUAGUAUGGAUAAACUUUAUGACCUAAUGACAAUGGCAGUGAAGUAUCAGAUAUCACUAGCCUUGAGGCCAAAAGACAUUCUACUCAUAACAUUGAACCAUAUGGAUACUAUUCGCAGUCAUGUGGAGGACAGCUCAGUGAAAGCACAAGUGGAGUAUGCCUUCAAGAUUUUCUUAGAGACUUAUGCAUCUCUUUCACAUGGAGAGUUUCAGCUGAUAAGACAAACACUUCUAAAUUUUUUUCAGGAUGUACACACUAGAGUGUCCAUAUUUCUUAAAGACAAGGUACAGAACAAUCAUGGACGCUUUGUUCUCAAACCUGGUGGAGUGCUACCUUAUGGAACAGAUAUACCUAAUAAUAUCAAAUCCUUCGAUGAAUCAGGAAAGUAUCGAAACAUAGGGUUCUCUUGUGUUGCCAAUUACACUCAGGCAUCAAAGGAAGGAUCCUAUGAGAUGAAAGGGGACAGAGCAACUAAGCUUGGUACAAAUAUAUAUUCAGUGUCAAGAAAUGUAGAGACUAGUGGACCUGGAGCAUCUAGCUUAAUGAAUGCUGGCGACAUGGAUACUAGUCAUCCAGAUCCAUUGGCCAAAGCUCACUUAGAUCUCUUGGCACAGCUUAUUGGAGCUCGUGUCACAAAAAAUGAGUUCAGACUGAAUUUGUUUAAAACUGACCAAGAAGAAGAGGAAGCAGCAACCAUUGAGCCCGUUCAAGCCAUCAGGUCACAAGUUGUGAAUAUAGAUGCCUCCAAGAAAACAAAAAGUGUGGAACUGACCAAAAUAUUUGGAGAGAUGACCAUUGAUGACAGUAAAAGUAAACAUGAUGACAAUGAUCUGCUUGACCUCAUGGAUAGCUAGAUUAUUUAUUCUCUCUGGUUCAUUUGUAUUAGGUAUGCAUUUUAUUGUGUUAUAUAACAAAACAUUGUUGUGUCUGAAUUAAUUUAUUAGUCUGAUUAGGUUUAUAUUGUACAAUAUUUUACAGUGAAAACUUUUAUAUGUUAUUGCAGCCUGUAAAGUUAAAUGACUGCCACUGAUUGAAAUAUACAUUCAAGGAAGAAACUGACUCACAUAAAUGAUUCAAUUAGAGGCACUGAUUCAAUGAUUCAAUUAGACAUAUCUAAGCUGGUUAACAAUAACUUUAUCCGUCCAUAUACCUAUAUUUAACAUGUACUUAACCAAUCCUAAUCUGUAAAUUCAUCCAAUUCAAAAAUGUUUUUCCCCAAAGAUUACAGAGUUAUCUGUGCACAUAAAAAUCUCUCACUCCACUGCCAUAUUGUAUAAGCAUUAUAAUCUACUCUAACCAUGAUGAGCUCAGUACUGAAAAUCUACUUCUGUGGAAUAGAAUUGAUAGGCUGUACUCAUACAAAUGAUAUUUAUCUGAUUGUUACACAAUAUGUGCAUUAUACAAAUUUAUUCAUGAACAAACAGUAGCUACAGUUAAGUCCCUUUUUUUUUCAAAUUGUAAGAUUGGGGAAAGAUUAAGACCACCAUAUUGCUAUAUUGCUUAACAAAUUAAACAUUCCAUGCCAUGUUUAAUAUAAAACUAUUUUGCAUUUCUGUGAUCAGUUGAUUUUUAAUUUACAAAAUAUUUUUUUUUUUUAUUAAAACAUAUUUGAUGGCUUCACUCCAUACAGUAUAUUUUUGUAUUGUAAAUCAGUGACUGACCUAAAGUGACUCAAUAAAUUGUAGUUUGAUUUGCAUUUUAAUUUGUCAUUGCCAUUGUAAUAAAAAAUUAAUUAACUUUUUUGGGUCAUUUUACAAUUAAGAGAUCCACAAGAACAGAUUCUUAUUGUUUUUAGAUCAAUCUUAAUUGUCUUUAUGGUAACUUUUUUUUUAGCUCUAAAAGUUUAUUCUUGACUGUGUUUUUUUUUUAUUCUUUAAAAUCAUAUUUUAAUUUAGAAAUAAAAAUGUAGUUUGUAUGUGCUAUGGAUACAUGUCAGUUAUUGAAUUUAAUGUUUAUUUAAUGGUUUGCGUUUGGUAAGUUGACACACUUCUUCCUUACUCUCUUAUCACACAUUAUAAAGGAUCUAUUUAGUAUGAGUGAUGUAAUUACAUUUUUAAAAAUGUUUUAUUUAAAGUAGCUUUUGCAUUGCUUGUUUCUUUGAGUACUUCAAAAGUUUUUGUUAGCAGUUUGUUUUCACUCUUGUGUGUGUGGUUUUACUUGAUGCUACUCUAUACUUUUGUUUUUUUCUUCCUCUGUGUCAAUGGUGUGCUAUUUCUUUUUCUAGCCAGCGUUUUGCUGCUGAGCUGUGAGCUCUUUCAAUGGUGUGCUAUUUCUUUUUCUAGCCAGCGUUUUGCUGCUGAGCUGUGAGCUCUUUCAAUGGUGUGCUAUUUCUUUUUCUAGCCAGCGUUUUGCUGCUGAGCUGUGAGCUCUUUCAAUGGUGUGCUAUUUCUUUUUCUAGCCAGCGUUUUGCUGCUGAGCUGUGAGCUCUUUCAAUGGUGUGCUAUUUCUUUUUCUAGCCAGCGUUUUGCUGCUGAGCUGUGAGCUCUUUCAAUGGUGUGCUAUUUCUUUUUCUAGCCAGCGUUUUGCUGCUGAGCUGUGAGCUCUGGUUUGCUAGAGACUUUGUGAGUUUUAUUCCUUCUAGAAAACUAUUCUAAAGUGUGUUUGGCAUCUUCUAUUGUCUUUCUAUUAUUUCAUUCAUCCAUUUGAUAUUUUUGUCACAUUCAAUAAAUAGGAUUUUCAAAUCAA
Biomphalaria glabrata is the source of this 3063-nucleotide messenger RNA. Its product is annotated as protein OSCP1-like. Gene Ontology annotation, biological process: transport. The transcript is spliced from 9 exons. The coding region runs from base 126 to 1232 and encodes 368 amino acids. Gene Ontology annotation, cellular component: cytoplasm; plasma membrane. The record is from RefSeq and is a predicted model, not a curated record. Lineage: Eukaryota; Metazoa; Mollusca; Gastropoda; Planorbidae.